Messenger RNA from Neogale vison (American mink), 5162 nucleotides. It is a transcript of the gene BCL9L, whose product is annotated as BCL9 like. Gene Ontology annotation, molecular function: beta-catenin binding; transcription coactivator activity. Lineage: Eukaryota; Metazoa; Chordata; Mammalia; Carnivora; Mustelidae. The transcript is spliced from 9 exons. Gene Ontology annotation, biological process: negative regulation of transforming growth factor beta receptor signaling pathway; positive regulation of transcription by RNA polymerase II; canonical Wnt signaling pathway. The record is from RefSeq and is a predicted model, not a curated record. Gene Ontology annotation, cellular component: beta-catenin-TCF complex. Bases 574 to 5073 code for a protein of 1499 amino acids.
CCGCGUCCAGCCCAGCCUCCAGCAGCCCCGCUGGGAGCGGCGAGAGUGCGCACCGGUGUCACGCUGGGCGGAUCACGAGGGCGAGGCUGGGCCCAAGUCUCCCCCCCUCCCCCACCCCGAUCGGUGGGGCGGGGGAGCGCAGGGCAGGGGGCGGUCGGGUGAGGCUUCUGUGUUUGCGUGAGCCUGUUUGUUGGCGUAUCUAUGGCCUCGCGUGUAUGUGUGUACGCGCGCGUGUGUUCCUUUGUCACUACCAGGCUCAACUUUCUCUGGUUCCCUUGGGGCCGGGUCUCAGUCUUUUCAUCCGUUCCUUGAGUCGGCGCGCUCCCUCUCUGCCGUCGGGCAGCUUGGGCGGCUGCGGGUGCCCCAGGCUGAUUCCGUGCUCCUGCUUGGGCCAGCGCCUCCCUCGCCCUCCAGCACACCUCCGCGGGUCGGCGUGGGCGCGCCUCUAGUUUCCUGGGCUCCGUGCGUGUCUUUGUCUCCCCGUCCACGUGUGAGCUUCCGUGCUCCAGUACCGAGUACCUGGCUGGGCCCUGGGCACGCACAGGGGCCGUAGCCCCACUGUGUGUGGGAGCCAUGAGGAUCCUGGCUAACAAGACAAGGUUACCCCACCCCAGGAGGAGAGAAGCUCCAGGGAGCCCGCCGCUGUCCCCGCGCGGCCACUGCCCCCCAGCCCCAGCCAAGCCAAUGCACCCAGAAAAUAAGUUGACCAAUCAUGGCAAGACAGGGAAUGGAGGGGCCCAAUCCCAGCACCAGAAUGUGAACCAAGGACCCACCUGCAACCUGGGCCCGAAGGGCGUGGGGGCGGGGAGCCAUGGGGCCAAGGCCAACCAGAUCUCACCCAGCAACUCAAGUCUGAAGAACCCCCAAGCAGGGGUGCCCCCUUUCAGCUCACUCAAGGGCAAGGUGAAGAGGGAGCGGAGUGUGUCUGUGGACUCUGGAGAGCAGCGAGAGGCUGGGACCCCAUCCCUGGAUUCAGAGGCCAAAGAGGUGGCACCCCGGAGUAAGCGGCGGUGUGUGCUGGAGCGGAAGCAGCCAUACAGCGGGGACGAAUGGUGCUCAGGACCCGACAGCGAGGAGGACGACAAGCCCAUUGGGGCCACCCACAACUGUAAUGUAGCAGACCCAGCCAUGACGGCCCCACAGCUGGGUCCCGGCCAAGCCACCCAACUUCCCCUCAGCGAGAGCAGCGCUCCAGGACCCCCACAUGGGCCGCCGCCUGGCCUCCGGCCGGACGCCCCUGGGGGUGGGGGUGGGGGUGUCCCCGGCAAGCCUCCCUCACAGUACGUGUACGUCUUCACCACCCACCUGGCCAACACGGCCGCCGAGGCCGUACUGCAGGGCCGGGCUGACUCCAUCCUUGCCUACCACCAGCAGAAUGUGCCUCGGGCCAAGCUGGACCAGGCCCCGAAAGUGCCACCUACCCCAGAGCCGCUACCGUUAAGCACGCCGUCUGCGGGCACCCCGCAGUCCCAGGCCCCUCCUCCGCUGCCACCGCCGCCCCCAUCGGCCCCCAGCAGCGCUCCGCCCACUCUGCCUUCAGAUGGGCCACCUGAAGACACCAGUCAGGACCUGACACCCAACUCAGUGGGAGCAGCCAGCACAGGCGGUGGCGCUGGGGGCACCCACCCUAACACCCCCACAGCCGCCACCACCAGCAACCCGCUGCCUCCGGGAGGAGACCCCGGUGGUGCCCCUGGCCCUGCCCUGCUCGCAGAGGCUGCCCCCACAGGAAAUGGGCAACGGAGCCUGGUGGGCUCUGAGGGCCUGUCCAAGGAGCAGCUGGAGCACCGGGAGCGUUCCCUCCAGACACUGCGGGACAUAGAGCGGCUGUUGCUCCGCAGCGGGGAGACGGAGCCCUUCCUCAAGGGACCCCCAGGAGGAGCCGGCGAGGGGGGACCACCAGCACAAGCCCCUCCUGCCCCCCAGCAGCCCCCCACGGCCCCUCCCAGUGGGCUGAAAAAGUAUGAGGAGCCCUUGCAAUCUAUGAUUUCACAGACGCAGAGCCUUGGGGGACCCCCGCUGGAGCAUGAGGUGCCUGGGCACCCCCCAGGCGGGGACAUGGGGCAGCAGAUGAACAUGAUGAUGCAGAGGCUGGGCCAGGACAGCCUGACACCAGAGCAGGUGGCCUGGCGCAAGCUGCAGGAAGAGUACUACGAGGAGAAGCGGCGGAAGGAAGAGCAGAUAGGGCUGCAUGGGGGCCGCCCCCUGCAAGACAUGAUGGGCAUGGGGGGCAUGAUGGUGAGGGGGCCACCGCCUCCCUACCACAGCAAGCCUGGGGAUCAGUGGCCCCCCGGCAUGGGUGCACCGCUGCGGGGCCCCAUGGAUGUCCAAGAUCCCAUGCAGCUCCGGGGUGGACCUCCCUUUCCCGGCCCCCGUUUCCCAGGCAACCAGAUGCAACGGGUGCCUGGUUUUGGAGGCAUGCAGGGGAUGCCCAUGGAGGUGCCCAUGAAUGCUAUGCAGAGGCCUGUGAGGCCAGGUAUGGGCUGGACCGAAGAUUUGCCCCCCAUGGGGGGGCCAAGUAAUUUUGCCCAGAAUGCCGUGCCCUACCCUGGCGGGCAGGGUGAAGCGGAGCGAUUCAUGACCCCCCGGGUCCGGGAGGAGCUGCUGCGGCACCAGCUGCUGGAGAAGCGGUCGAUGGGCAUGCAGCGCCCCCUGGGCAUGUCGGGCGGUGCCAUGGGGCAGGGCAUGGAGAUGGAGCGGAUGAUGCAGGCACACCGGCAGAUGGAGCCGGCCAUGUUUCCUGGGCAGAUGGCUGGUGGCGAGGGCCUGGCAGGCACCCCCAUGGGCAUGGAGUUCGGUGGAGGCCGGGGCCUCCUGAGUCCCCCCAUGGGGCAGUCUGGACUGAGAGAGGUGGACCCUCCCAUGGGGCCGGGCAACCUCAACAUGAACAUGAAUGUGAACAUGAACAUGAACAUGAACUUGAAUGUCCAGAUGACCCCACAGCAGCAGAUGCUGAUGUCACAGAAGAUGCGGGGCCCUGGGGACAUGAUGGGGCCGCAGGGCCUCAGUCCUGAGGAGAUGGCCCGGGUGCGGGCCCAGAACAGCAGCGGUGGCAUGAUGGGUGGCCCACAGAAGAUGCUUAUGCCCUCGCAGUUCCCCAACCAGGGCCAGCAGGGAUUCUCUGGGGGCCAGGGGCCCUUCCAAGCCAUGCCCCAGGACAUGGGCAAUACCCAAGACAUGUUCAGUCCCGACCAGAGCUCAAUGCCCAUGGGUAACGUGGGCACCACCCGGCUCAGCCACAUGCCCCUGCCCCCUGCAUCCAAUCCUCCCGGGUCCGUGCAUUCGGCCCCCAACCGGGGGCUGGGCAGACGGCCUUCAGACCUCACCAUCAGUAUUAAUCAGAUGGGCUCGCCUGGCAUGGGGCACCUGAAGUCGCCCACCCUGAGCCAGGUGCACUCGCCCCUGGUCACCUCGCCCUCCGCCAACCUCAAGUCACCCCAGACCCCCUCACAGAUGGUGCCCUUGCCUUCGGCUAACCCGCCGGGACCUCUCAAGUCGCCACAGGUCCUCAGCUCCUCCCUCAGUGUCCGUUCGCCCACUGGCUCGCCCAGCAGGCUCAAGUCUCCUUCCGUGGCGGUGCCUUCUCCCGGUUGGGUCGCCUCACCCAAGACAGCCAUGCCCAGCCCUGGGGUCCCCCAGAACAAGCAGCCGCCUCUCAACAUGAACUCUUCCACCACCCUGGGCAGCAUGGAACAGGGUGCCCUCCCGCCUAGUGGCCCCCGGAGUAGCUCCUCAGCGCCUCCCGCCAAUCCUCCCAGCAGCCUCAUGAACCCCAGCCUGCCAUUCACUUCCUCCCCAGACCCCACGCCUUCCCAGAACCCCCUGUCACUGAUGAUGUCCCAGAUGUCCAAGUACGCCAUGCCCAGCUCCACCCCGCUCUACCACAAUGCCAUCAAGACCAUCGCCACCUCCGACGACGAGCUGCUGCCUGACCGACCCCUGCUCCCGCCUCCGCCACCUCCGCAGGGCUCUGGGCCAGGGAUCAGCAAUAACCAGCCCAACCAGAUGCACCUGAACUCCGCUGCUGCCCAGAGUCCCAUGGGCAUGAACCUGCCAGGCCAGCAGCCCCUGUCCCAUGAACCCCCGCCUACUAUGUUGCCCUCCCCUACCCCUUUGGGGUCCAACAUUCCACUGCACCCCAAUGCGCAGGGGACAGGAGGGCCCCCUCAAAACUCGAUGAUGCUGCCUCCAGGGGGCCCAGACUCCCUGAAUGCCCCCUGUGGCCCAGUGCCCAGCUCCUCCCAGAUGAUGCCCUUCCCCCCUCGGCUGCAGCAGCCCCAUGGUGCCAUGGCCCCCAGUGGAGGUGGGGGCGGGGGGCCCGGCCUGCAGCAGCACUACCCUUCCAGCAUGCCUCUGCCCCCAGAGGACCUGCCUAGCCAGCCGCCGGGCCCCAUACCCCCUCAGCAGCACCUGAUGGGCAAAGGCAUGGCUGGGCGCAUGGGCGAUGCCUACCCCCCGGGCGUGCUCCCUGGGGUGGCGUCAGUGCUGAGCGACCCCGAGCUGAGCGAGGUGAUCCGGCCCACCCCGACGGGGAUCCCUGAAUUCGACUUAUCGAGGAUCAUCCCCUCUGAGAAGCCAAGCAGCACCCUCCAAUACUUUCCCAAGAGUGAGAACCAGCCCCCCAAGGCCCAGCCCCCCAAUCUGCAUCUCAUGAACCUGCAGAACAUGAUGGCGGAGCAGACCCCCUCACGGCCCCCCAACCUCCCGGGCCAGCAAGGCGUCCAGCGGGGUCUCAACAUGUCUAUGUGCCACCCUGGACAGAUGUCCUUGCUGGGCAGGACAGGUGUGCCCCCCCAGCAGGGCGUGGUGCCCCACGGCCUGCACCAGGGAGUCAUGUCCCCGCCACAAGGUCUCAUGACCCAGCAGAAUUUCAUGCUGAUGAAGCAGCGGGGGGUGGGGGGGGAGGUCUACAGCCAGCCCCCCCACAUGCUCUCCCCACAGGGCUCCCUCAUGGGCCCCCCGCCCCAGCAGAACCUCAUGGUGUCACACCCGCUGCGGCAGCGCAGUGUGUCUCUGGACAGUCAGAUGGGCUACCUCCCAGCGCCGGGCAGCAUGGCCAACCUGCCCUUCUAGCAGUCCCCUGGGGCGGGUGGCUGGAGCUGGGGCGGUCCCGCAAAUAUGAUACCCUUAAAGAAGUUCCUUCCCCUCCAGUGUUGGGAUGG